Bursaphelenchus xylophilus (pine wood nematode) is the source of this 4270-nucleotide messenger RNA. NCBI's taxonomy places the organism in Eukaryota, Metazoa, Nematoda, Chromadorea, Rhabditida, Aphelenchoididae. The record is from the annotation of a GenBank genome assembly.
AUGACGGUGCUGAGUAAGGUCCAGCGAUGGCUUCCCUCGGUCAAGGAGACCACGCCGGCUUUGUUGGGAACUGCGGCCGUGGUCUUGAUCAUCAAGUUCUAUAAGAAACAACACAACUUACAGUAAGGGCUAAAGUUUCAUUUUUUACAAUUUAGAAGUCAUCAAAAUUCAUGUGCUUGAAGAUUUGAGUCGAAAUAUUCGCUCACAGACGUCCAUUUUUUAUCACAAAAUGACAACCAAUUUGAAGCGGUUUUGCCAGCUUUUAUUUAAAAAUAAGCGCAUCGCCUUAGGCAAUUUUUUAUUCUCCAAAAACCCAAAACUCGAUUUUUUGAGUUAAAAUUGUUUCAGCCAAUUAGCGGUUGGGCCGCUCGUAAAAUUCGACAAAUCCAAGAAAAAAGAGGAGAAAUCGCACGUGGAUCUGGUGUUCCUCAAGAAACUGUGGAGAAUCGUCAAGAUUCUGAUUCCCAGCGUCUUUUCCGCCGAGGUCUUUUAUCUGGCGCUGAUCGCGGUCACAUUGUUGUCACGGACGUAUGCUGAUUUGUGGAUGAUCACCACUUCAACGUCCAUUGAAGCUGCUAUUAUUGACAGGGACAGGAAACGGUUCGUUAAAUGGAUCAUCCAUUACUUGAUGUGCAUGCCCAUCAUUUCGGUGGUCAAUAAUUUGCUCAAGGUAUGUCCGGGAGCUCAUACUUGCAUUGCUUUCUCAACCAGAAGGUCUUGGAGAGCAGAUCUAGGAAAUUUCGAACUGCUUUUGCCCUAAAGUUUCUCCUAACAAAAACUUCUUUAAAUUUUUGUCAUUUUAUGCAAAAAAUCGCAUAUCAGGUGCUGGAAAUUUUUUCUCACGCUUUACAGAGCAGUAUGUGUAAAUGGUUGUUGCUGCAGAAAGAGUAUGUAAAAAGCGGAGAGCGGUAAAAGAGAAAAACGUUUUUUGGACAGCUUUCUGGCUAACAUGGGAAGUACCCCAAGUGCGACGCUCAGAUUUUCUUUAGAUUUUGCACACAUGCCGGGCAUGAACUAAAUAUCAAUUCCUGAAAGUUUCAGCUUGCGCUUUGCAGGCGCCACCGAGAUACUGAACGAUUUUUGUCGCCGAGAGAAUACGCUAAACGCGGAGAGAGGUCAGAGACAAAAACCCUUUUUGGCCAUAAGUUCGCUAGUUUUGCGCGGAAAAAAUUUACUUUUUUGUGGAAACAUUACCCUCUAUGGUAGAAAUAGGUAUGAAAAUUUUCGUCCCGAAUUUCGAUCUAAAAAUCUCGGUUGUUUCUGCAAAGCGCAAGCUAGGAUUCUCGCAUAUAUCCUAGAAAAUUUAUUCUAAAUUUGUGCCAAGUUUCAUCAAAAUCUGAGCGUCGCACUUGGGGUACUUCCCCUGUAAAUUAAAAAUCCUUCUUAUGUUGGCUUUUCCCAAUAAACCCUCAAAAUAAGCAUUUCAUUUUCCUUCGUUUCAGUUCGGAAUCAGCGAGCUGAAGCUCCGCUUCCGCGAGCGUUUGACCCAUUACUUAUACAACCACUACCUCAAUGGCUUCACUUUCUACAAGAUGUCCAACCUGGACAACCGCAUUGCGAAUGCGGACCAACUCCUCACGCAGGACGUGGACCGUUUCUGCGAGGGAAUCGUCGAGUUCUACAGUAAUAUCAGCAAACCGUUGGUCGACGUGGCCCUGUAUGUUAGCACAAUCGGCGGGGCUCUCGGGUUUUCGGCGCCCGGUCGGCUUUUCGCCUACUUGAUCGCCUCGGGCAUCGCUUUAACGUACUUGCGAAGGCCUGUGGGGAAGCUGACGGUCGUUGAGCAACAACUGGAAGGCGAAUUCCGAUACGUGAAUUCGCGGCUAAUCAUGAACAGCGAGGAGAUUGCGUUCUAUCAAGGGAACGAGCGAGAGAAGACCUCGAUUAUGAACGCCUUCCAGCGGAUGGUGCAGCAUCUCCGGCAUGUGAUUUUGUUCCGCUUCUCGUUGGGAUUCGUGGACAAUAUUGUGGCCAAAUACUGUGCGACUGUGGUGGGAUGGUACACAAUGAGCCGGCCGUUCUUCAGCCGAAGCAACGUCUCCUUGAGGGGAAAGAGCAAAAAUGAGCUGAUGCAGGUAAGAAGGGAUUCUUUGUGGCCACAAAGGAAGGCCAAAAAAUGGGUGUUUGGUAAAAAAAUUUUAUUACAACUCUUACACUACAAACACUGCUCAUUGUAAGGGGUUUUAAAGCUUCUUACAGCUUGCUUUACGCCAAAAUAACCCCUAUGCACAAAAAAGAUUCCGCAAUGAUAACACUCCCAAAUCCCUGGAGGCUACAAGCCUUAAUUAGUCUUAGAAUGGACCUCAAAAUCGCUUGAUAGCAUCUCAAACCAGUAGAAUGAUCACUUUAAGUGCAAAUUCCUGCAAUUUUGUGGUAAACAGCUGCAAUAAAAACGAUGUGUCUUGAUAAGAAAAGGCGUCCAGUUACUACCCGUUCCCAUUUUUUUACUGACCAAAUCUACUAAAUUUAGAAUACUUUUAACGAAUUAAAACUGUGAUUCUAGGACUACUACAACAGUGGUCGCAUGAUGUUCAAGUUGGCUGAAGCCCUGGGGCGGUUGGCGUUGGCUGGCCGCGAGCUCACUCGUCUGUCCGGAUUCACAACUCGCGUCGACACUUUGCUCAACGUUUUGAAGGAUUUGGAGGAUGGGCGAUACGAAAGAACCAUGGUAAAUGGAAACAGCCAAGUGGAGGAGCAACAUGUGAGUUAUUUCAUCAAGGUUUUGAGCCGUGUUUACACCAACGAAAAUUAGUUUUCAAGCUAAAACUUUAUGCAAAUAAUUUUUUGGCUAUUUUAAAUAUUAGAACUUCCAGCGGGCGAUACGAUCCAGUGGCAAAAAAACGUACCAUUUUGCAUCCGGGAAACCUCAAAAAUGUGGCAAAAUGCUUCCCUCUCCAAGUGAAAAGACUUAGUUUUUGAAGGGCCCUCACAAAAAGAGCGGGCGCGCUUUUGAAAUCUGACUUUUUUCACGUGGAGAGGGAAGCAUUUUGCCGCAUUUUUGAUACUUCCCGGAUGCAAAAUGGUACGUUUUUUGCCACUGCAUCAGGUCCCCCACAGUACACGCGAAAUUUCAUCAAAAUUUGGCCAUGUAAACUUUUUUGAUCAUUCACUUUUCAGGCCCUACUCUCCGCCGAAGGCCUUGGAAUCAAACCGGGAAAAGGCGAGAUUCUCCUUCAAGAUAAUGUGAUCCGAUUCGAAAAUGUUCCAUUGGUCACUCCCAACGGCGAUGUUUUGGUGGAAAAUUUGAAUUUGGAAGUCCCUUCAGGCCGAAAUGUCUUGGUUUGUGGACCAAAUGGGUGCGGAAAGUCGUCUCUUUUCCGAAUUCUCGGUGAAUUGUGGCCUCUUUGGGGAGGAAAACUUACAAAACCCGAGUGUGGCAAGCUGUUUUAUGUCCCACAGGUAAGAGAUGCGACAAGAUCGAAGCGUUUUAUGUCACUAUCAUCCUAUAGUGGGGGACCUGAUCCAGUGACAAAAAAAGGUACCAUUUUGAAUCAAGGAGGCAUCAAAAAAUGUGGUAAAAUGCUUCCAUCUCCAAGUGAAAAAACUCAGAUUUCAAAAGCCCGCUCUUUUUGUGAGGGCCCUUCAAAUCGGUUUUUUUUUCGCUUGGGGAGGGAGGUAUUUUGCUACAUUUUUUCAUACUUUUCGGAUGCAAAAUGGUACUUUUUUGCCAGUGGAUCCGAUCCCCCGCUGUGUAUAGUGGCAUGUUGAACAAGUCACCAUUUUUAAAUCUUAAAAGUGUGCCUGUUCUCCAGCUCAAAGAAAAGUUUGAAACCAACCAGUUCAAUGGCCAAGAACUUUAUUUUAUGCCGUUUUCUUUCAGCGCCCCUACAUGACAAUUGGCACGCUCCGCGAUCAGAUUAUCUAUCCGGAUAAGCCGGCGGACAUGCGGCGGAAGGGGAUCAACGACAAAGACCUAGUCCAAUUCCUCGACCAAGUCCAACUCUCCUAUAUCCUGAGCCGCGAAGGUGGCUGGGACUCCAUCCAGGACUGGAUGGACGUCCUCUCAGGCGGAGAGAAGCAACGAAUCGCCAUGGCCAGACUGUUCUAUCACAAGCCGCAGUUCGCCAUCCUCGACGAGUGCACGUCGGCGGUGAGUGUGGACGUGGAGGGCGCCAUGUACGAGAAAUGCCGCGAGCUUAACAUCACCCUGUUCACAGUGUCGCAUCGCAAGUCCUUGUGGGUCCAUCACGAAUUUUACCUGCAAAUGGACGGCCGAGGGCACUACGAAUUCGAAAAGAUCACCGAAAAUGUCGUUCAGUUCGGGUCGUAA